AUGUCCAACCAAUCCCCAACUAAGAAACAACUACACAACGCUAUACAGCCAACCCAAAUUCAAUAUGAAUACCAGGAUAAGCUAUCUACCAUUGGGAUGAGAAUCAGACAAGCCGUCGAUAACGGAUACAAAGGUGUUACCGUAGGUAGUAAUGGUGUUUCAGGUGCUGCUAGCAGCACAGGCAACGCUAUGGCAGCAGACAACAACGGUUCUGGGUUCUCUAACAUUUGUGUCCAGGAUAACACAAGGUUCACCAUUCCAGAAUAUAAGAGAGUGGCACUUACAAAACAAGCCCCAAUGUUGGUAAAUCAAAGAACCGUAUCUAUGAACUCCAACUUGGAACAGUGGGAACAAAACUUGGACCAAAGACUAUCGAGCAUAGAUGAUGAUAUUAUGAGAAACAAACUAGGUGCUAACGACUUCUUGUCAGGUGCAUCAAAGAGAUCUUUCGACGAUCUGGAGUUCUAA
Messenger RNA from Kluyveromyces marxianus DMKU3-1042, 468 nucleotides. It is a transcript of the gene DIF1, whose product is annotated as Dif1p. The record is from RefSeq and is a predicted model, not a curated record. Gene Ontology annotation, molecular function: ribonucleoside-diphosphate reductase inhibitor activity. The transcript has a single exon. Bases 1 to 468 code for a protein of 155 amino acids. NCBI's taxonomy places the organism in Eukaryota, Fungi, Ascomycota, Saccharomycetes, Saccharomycetales, Saccharomycetaceae. Gene Ontology annotation, cellular component: cytoplasm; nucleus.